CGUCCAAAACUCUAACACCUUUGUUAAAUAAAUGACAACUGACAACACUGUUCGAAGCGAAUCGAAAAAGGUCGAAAACAUUUUCUACACAGGAGCAUUUAGAUGGUAAUGUUGCCAUCCCUUAAAACUAAAAAAAAAAAUUGCGUGUGGAGUACUCGCGUUUUGCUUUUGUCGUAGAACAACAAAAUAAAAGUUUUGGUUUAGUUAAAAAACGGUUUUAGAGCCAAUUACACUAAAACGAAUUUACGCAAUGCGGUAUACAAUAGUUAUUAUUUGACAAUAGACUGUUAUCGAGAAAACGAACUGAGCCAAACAAUAAGAAAAAUCCGAGUGUGUGUUGAAAAAAGGCAAACAAAAAAUGUACAACAAGAACCAGAAUGGCUAUCCAAAUAGGUCGAGUGGAAGUCGCAUGUGGCACGGGAUGUCCAGUUCACUGCCUUGCGGAAUGUCGCAAUAUGCGUACCAGGACACAGAUUUCUCAUCGGCCUAUCCAUCGCGACGAAUGUUCGAUAUGCCACCGUCGAGUAGUACAUUAGGAGCAGUUGGUCAUAUGUCUUCAUCCAGCACAAGUUCACUAACUGGCUGUAAUAACAGCGGAACCAAUUUAAUUGUUAACUAUUUACCGCAAGAUAUGACAGAUAGAGAAUUUUAUGCAUUAUUUUCAACAACGGGACCGAUUGAAUCCAGUCGUAUUAUGAGAGACUUCAAAACAUGUUACUCGUUUGGCUACGGAUUUGUAAACUAUUUAACCGAAGAAGGGGCACAGCGAGCUAUUAAAAGUCUUAAUGGAGUUACCGUUCGUAACAAACGGCUAAAGGUUUCAUAUGCUCGACCUGCCGGUGAAGAAUUAAAAGAAACUAAUUUGUACGUUACGAAUCUUCCGCGCACGAUAACCGAAGAGCAACUGGAUGAAAUAUUCGGCAAAUACGGUUUAAUUGUGCAAAAGAAUAUUUUACGUGAUAAAAUGACUGGAAAACCGCGCGGUGUUGCAUUUAUACGAUACAACAAGCGAGAAGAAGCACAAGAGGCGAUCGCCGCACUCAAUAACGUUAUACCCGAAGGAAGUAAUCAGCCAUUGACAGUGCGCGUGGCCGAAGAGCAUGGCAAGCAGAAAGCGACGCAAUUUUACAAUUCAACGAUGAACAUGAACAUGAAUAUGAUGAAUUCGAUGCACUAUCCGCCGCCGAGCAGUGUAAUGCAUAGAGGUAGAGCACGAUUCCGAUUUCAAAACAUAAGUCCGUAUUGAGAUGGAAAAGUAUUUUUGCUUUGCUUCUUCCUUCGUCUCAACUUUCAUUUCGAUCUUCUUCUCUUUUUUUUUGCCGAUUUGUUCUCUUUUAUUUUCGCCGAUCACUUUUUUUUUCUUCCUUUCUUUGGUUGAAUUUGCACAUUUUGUCCUUGCUGAUUUCCUGGUAAUUUCGAAGUUUUUAAUUUAAUUUUUUUAGCUUUAGAAUUUAGUUUGAUUUUAUCAAAACAGAAAAUUAAUUUUAUGGAAUGAUGAACUGAUGGUUAAUUUUGUUGAUUAAAAAAGAAAUUAAAUUUAAA
This is a messenger RNA of Bradysia coprophila, 1542 nucleotides long. RefSeq names its product Sex lethal (gene Sxl). Lineage: Eukaryota; Metazoa; Arthropoda; Insecta; Diptera; Sciaridae. The record is from RefSeq and is a predicted model, not a curated record. Gene Ontology annotation, molecular function: RNA binding. Gene Ontology annotation, cellular component: ribonucleoprotein complex.